UCCGCAGCGCCCUACCGCCAGCCGGCGACCCCUUCGAAUGCCGCUACGUGAACCUGCAGCACCCCUUCGAUCUCUUGCAAAACAUCGCCAAGAGCGUCUCGCUGACUACUUUCGUGGUGCUGCUGCGCUGGCUGUGGGAGGAAGUCGCCGUCUUCCACCUGCGCGCUCUGAACCUUCUCCAGCUGCUGGAAACGUAGCACGAAUAUGUGGCGCCGUCGCCCGUCAUGCUGCAGCUGUGGACCGGCGCCGCCGCGAUUCCUUUUGACCAAUGGGCGCCCCAGGUCACGGAGUUGGUGCGCCGGAGGAUGGUGAAGUUCCUCAAUGUGACUGCCCCCUGCAGGCGGCCAAGGCUUAUCAUUGAUGGCUAAUUUGUGCGACUUCCCGCUCCAGGUGGCCAGCGAUGGCGUGGCCAGCAUCAGCUGCGAAACGCGGCGUUUUCAGCAGAUCGGGCGGAUUGUGGAGGAAUUGGAGUGCCGCCUGCAGCAGCGCACCUGGCUGAACCGGCGCACCUACCGCAAGGCCGUGCUGCAGAAGCGGCCGGGGACGCUGCUGGGUCUGGAGGAGCAGUGGCGGCUGGAGUGCCAGGUGGCCGAGCGAAUCGCCGAGACUGCCGGGCGGCCGGUGGACCUGCACUUCCGCCUCACGCUCCUCCACAACGCCGUCGAGACGGAGCGGCUCUGCAUCUUCCUCGCCGCCGAGGAGUCCUCGAAUGAUCUCCAAAAAACUUCCGCAUCCACAUCCAUUUCCGCCACUUCGUCCUCUUCUAACAUGUUUUGGUCCAAAAACUGCGGGAUAAUCACUGGAGAUUCUAAGAAAAACAGUAAAAACGGUCAGAAUGGCUAG
This is a messenger RNA of Paramacrobiotus metropolitanus, 843 nucleotides long. RefSeq lists its product as uncharacterized. NCBI's taxonomy places the organism in Eukaryota, Metazoa, Tardigrada, Eutardigrada, Parachela, Macrobiotidae. Bases 361 to 843 code for a protein of 160 amino acids. The transcript has 4 exons. The record is from RefSeq and is a predicted model, not a curated record.